GCGGUCGGGGUGUGUGAUCGGACGGGACGAGCAGCGCGUCGCUGUCCCCCCCUCCCGGCGGCUGGAGAUGUCCGAGCCCAAGGCAAUUGAUCCCAAGUUGUCGACGACCGACAGGGUGGUGAAAGCUGUUCCAUUUCCUCCAAGUCACCGACUUACAGCAAAGGAAGUGUUUGAUAAUGAUGGAAAACCUCGUGUGGAUAUCUUAAAAGCACAUCUCAUGAAGGAGGGCAGGCUGGAAGAGAGUGUUGCUUUGAGAAUAAUAACAGAGGGUGCUUCAAUUCUUCGACAGGAAAAAAACUUGCUGGAUAUCGAUGCACCAGUCACAGUUUGUGGGGACAUCCAUGGACAAUUUUUUGACUUAAUGAAGCUCUUUGAAGUCGGGGGCUCUCCUGCCAACACUCGCUACCUCUUCUUAGGGGACUAUGUGGACAGAGGGUACUUCAGUAUCGAGUGUGUGCUGUAUUUGUGGGCCUUGAAAAUUCUUUACCCCAAAACACUGUUUUUACUUCGUGGAAAUCAUGAAUGUAGACAUCUAACAGAGUAUUUCACAUUUAAACAAGAAUGUAAAAUAAAGUAUUCAGAACGUGUAUAUGACGCCUGUAUGGACGCCUUCGACUGCCUUCCCCUGGCGGCGCUGAUGAACCAACAGUUCCUGUGUGUACAUGGUGGUUUGUCUCCAGAGAUUAACACUCUAGAUGACAUCAGAAAAUUAGACCGAUUCAAAGAACCACCUGCUUAUGGACCCAUGUGUGACAUCCUGUGGUCAGACCCCCUGGAGGACUUUGGAAAUGAGAAGACUCAGGAGCAUUUCACUCACAACACAGUCAGGGGGUGUUCCUACUUCUACAGUUACCCGGCUGUAUGUGAAUUCUUGCAGCACAAUAACUUGUUAUCUAUACUCCGAGCCCAUGAAGCCCAAGAUGCAGGGUACCGCAUGUACAGGAAAAGCCAAACAACAGGCUUCCCCUCUCUAAUUACAAUUUUCUCAGCACCAAAUUACUUAGAUGUGUACAAUAACAAAGCUGCAGUAUUGAAAUAUGAGAACAAUGUUAUGAAUAUCAGGCAGUUCAACUGUUCCCCCCAUCCAUACUGGCUCCCAAAUUUCAUGGAUGUUUUCACCUGGUCACUGCCAUUUGUUGGAGAGAAAGUGACUGAGAUGCUGGUAAAUGUCCUUAACAUCUGCUCAGAUGAUGAACUGGGGUCCGAAGAAGAUGGAUUUGAUGGAGCCACUGCUGCAGCACGGAAGGAAGUGAUACGGAACAAGAUCCGAGCAAUAGGAAAAAUGGCCAGAGUGUUCUCGGUUCUCAGAGAAGAGAGUGAGAGUGUUCUGACGCUGAAAGGCUUGACCCCAACCGGCAUGCUCCCCAGCGGAGUGCUUUCUGGAGGGAAACAAACCCUGCAAAGCGCUACUGUUGAGGCUAUUGAGGCUGAUGAAGCUAUCAAAGGAUUUUCACCACAGCAUAAGAUCACUAGCUUCGAGGAGGCCAAGGGCUUAGACCGAAUUAACGAGCGGAUGCCGCCCCGCAGAGACGCCCUGCCCUCUGACGCCAACCUUAACUCCAUCAACAAGGCUCUCGCCUCAGAGACUAACGGCACGGACAGCAAUGGCAGUAACAGCAGCAAUAUCCAGUGACCACUUCCUGUUCACCUUUUUUUUUUUUUUUUUGAGCUGCAGGGCAUGAUGGGAUUGCUGCACCUCAGCAGUUGGAUGGAUGUUCUUGCCUCUGACGAUAGCCUAUUUGCUAUGGGGGCCAGGAAUUGGAUUCAGUUUACACUAUCAUGAAAAAAAAGAGGGAAAGAGAUAAUAAACUAUAUUUUGGUGAGGGUGGUGAUUAAACACCUUUUUUGGGUAUGCCUUUUAAAAAAAUGCUUAUAGGGAAAAAUUUUUAAAAGAAAGCUAAUGCUAGUAUAUACUGCAAUGUUAGGGAAUGAACAUGUUUUCCUAUUGCAUUGGGGACUUCUAGAUAGGGUAAUGAAAGGCCUUUUAUUCUGUUACUGGACAUGAAAACUUUGUCUAAUUUCUUACUCUAUUGUACGUUUACAGUCGCAGCACUAAAAAUGGAUGACAUCAAACAUUUUUAACAAAAUGAUGUACAAACUAAAUAAGGACUAUUUAUUGAUAAUGUUUUGCUACUCUUGUCAGACAAUGGCUAUAAACUGAAUUAGGAAGUCUUAAAAAAACUGAAAAAGAAAAAAAAAAAGAAUGUUGCAAAUUUGUUAAAAUGCCAAAAAAGGACAGUUUAAUUUUGUACAGCUCAUGCUAACCUCAGGCCCCUUUAGUGUGCUUGAAUGCCCUUCUUUCAAUAUAACACUUACUAAUUUGGCAGUGGAUAUCUUUUCUUUAAGUUUAAAAAAACUGGAAUAAUUACACCUAUCUUUUUUGCUGUUUAUAUUUAGGGGUUUUUGUUGAUAAAUCAAGUCUUGGUUGUGGCUUGCUGAAUUAAAUAUUUAUGAGUGGUGCAUUUUUAAGUAUAGUGAACAACACACCAUAUUAAGUGCAGUCAUAAAGCAUCUAUAUUCUGUAAAAAAAAAUCUGCCUAUGCAUGUUUUUUAAGAAAAAAAAAAUGGCUGUAUCGGCCUGUAUGGGGACUGUAAUGCGCUUAGUGGUCUGACAUAUACUGGAAAUGUAUGUAUACUGGCGUACUUUAUAUUCUCUAAAAUGCUUAAUGCCUUUGAAAUUUUGUAAUCAAAAAAAAAGCUUUGAAAAAAUCUAAAGGGGAAAGUAUUCUUAAAAGUUUUUAACAUAAGCUUGUCAGUGCACACAUAGAUGGUUAGCAUGUUGGGCAAACCUUGUGAAAUUUAAAUAAGUUUGUAGUUACAUGUGAAACUAAAUGCAUGGUAACUGUUAAUGUCAUAGCAGUUUAGUUACUUCGUUCUGUUCUGUCAUGUGCCACAAAAUAUGUACUUUUUCACUUUUUUCCCUUUGUAUAUCAGUUACGGGUUACAACUGGUUCAUUCUGAAAACAACAACAAACAACAAAAGUCCAUUCAUAUUUUUUAACAAUUGUAUAAGUGCCCAAGUAAUUCACUACAGCCUAAAGCCUUGCCUUUGUAAUUGACUUCUGAAAUGUUGGCAAUCAAAGCAUGCACUUGUAACAAUGACAAAGAAAAAGCAUUUUAUAUUACUACUCAAUAAAAUGUGCAUGAACU
Nannospalax galili (Upper Galilee mountains blind mole rat) is the source of this 3150-nucleotide messenger RNA. It is a transcript of the gene Ppp3ca, whose product is annotated as protein phosphatase 3 catalytic subunit alpha. The record is from RefSeq and is a predicted model, not a curated record. Gene Ontology annotation, cellular component: calcineurin complex; cytoplasm; cytosol. Gene Ontology annotation, molecular function: calmodulin-dependent protein phosphatase activity; calmodulin binding. Gene Ontology annotation, biological process: calcineurin-NFAT signaling cascade. The coding region runs from base 68 to 1633 and encodes 521 amino acids. The transcript has 15 exons. Lineage: Eukaryota; Metazoa; Chordata; Mammalia; Rodentia; Spalacidae.